AUGAUCAACCUGUCAGUGCAGCAGGUCCUGAGCCUCUGGGCCCACGGGACGGUGCUGAGGAGCCUCACGGAGAUGUGGUACUGGAUCUUCCUGUGGGCCCUCUUCUCCUCUCUGUUUGUCCACGGUGCUGCAGGAGUCUUGAUGUUUGUGAUGCUGCAGAGGCACAGGCAGGGCCGCCUCAUCUCUGUCGUCGCCAUCAGCAUCGGAUUUCUGGCUUCUGUCACUGGAGCAAUGAUUACUAGUGCAGCAGUAGCAGGCAUUUACAGAGUAGCAGGGAAGAACAUGGCCCCUUUGGAAGCACUGGUCUGGGGCGUGGGACAAACUGUACUUACAUUAAUCAUCUCCUUUUCAAGGAUCCUCGCCACACUUUGA
Molecule: messenger RNA, 372 nt
Organism: Chrysochloris asiatica (Cape golden mole)
Lineage: Eukaryota; Metazoa; Chordata; Mammalia; Afrosoricida; Chrysochloridae
Gene: TMEM170B
Product: transmembrane protein 170B
Exons: 3
Coding region: 1-372 (123 amino acids)
Biological process (GO): negative regulation of canonical Wnt signaling pathway
Cellular component (GO): plasma membrane
Source: RefSeq, a predicted model, not a curated record